UUCCUCAGAAUUAACAAACAUUUCUUACCAUAGACUUAUAUAGGCAUCUGUCGGGACCGCGCGAGUAGUCCGAAUUAACGGGGGUCGAAUUAUCGAGGUUUUACUGUACAGAAUUAUGCAAUAUAUUCGAUACAAAUACAGCAAGAAAUUCGAAGUUUUUCGUAACUGUCAGACCACUCGUGACUUACUAGACACAAUCGUUCAUUAGCAAGGUGGAGGUAGAACUAGAUAAAAGUGUGCAAUGCUCAGUACAGCUUACAGAACAAAAAGUAUGUCACACCACGCAUAAUCAAUAAGCAUCAAUGUACAGGUUGCACAGUUUUGGCAUGUGUGGAUAAUUAGGGUCUUGCAGAAAAAAAUGUCAAAAUGCGAGUCUGUUUGCUACAGUUCUUUCCACAGGCUCUCAAGUUGAGGAAAGAGUCCCGACAAGGUGUCACUGUCAAUGAUCUUCUCAGGAAGGUUAUUCCAGUGUCUAAUUCAUCAUUCAUUCUUCACAUUACGUGAAGAAUGAAUGAUUCAGGCAAUUGGUUGUGGAGAGAUACUGAAUGAAAUUCUAGUUGUGCUAAAUGCAUGCAAACAAGUUGCACUCUAUAUCCUUGCGCCAGAAAACUCCAAACAAGUUGCACGCCUCAAAACGACGUUUUUUGCAAUUUUCCACUGUAGUAGUGAAUGUAUUUUGCAAUAGAAUGGGGUAAAUCCUAAAUGCGCUUCCUGUUUCUAUAGAAAUGUAAGGCUGACUUCGCAACUUUAUGAGUACAGUUGAGAAAAUUUAAUUUCUUGCAACUUAAAUUUGAUAAUAGUGGUCAGAAGUAAUGGCAAAAUCUUCCCAGAGAUAAAUAAAGUUAACAGUGUCCAGACAAGUAAUUUUUUACUACAAUUUUUUAUCACGUUUGGUGCAACACCCUGUAUAUAACUUAUAUUCUGUCACCCGCUUCUCUCUUUUGCGUCAUUUCAGAGACAGAGUGUGGCAACAGUUUACUUCUCAAUUAGAGAAGAGCCAAGAGAUACCUGUGUGUGAGCCACCAAUUCCCAGCCAUAUGGAUUCACAGCUUCAACAAAUGCAGCAGUCCCCAGAGUUCAGUGGUCAGCUCUCAAGAGUCGAAUUGGAACCUCACGAUGCUGCAUGCCUACAUGAACAGGACCAGAUACAGCAACAGUACUGCAGCGAGUCUCCAUCAAGCGACAAUAGUCGCGAGGCAACACCUGGGAUGUGUCACAUUAAAGAGGAACCUCUAGCGGACUCUUCAAAUGAAUAUCCGAUCGUAGAAGUGAAAACGGAGCCAUACCACACUGCAAUUUUGGCAGAACAAGACCAAAUGAGACACAGACAUGACCCGACGUCAGAAGGCACGUCGCACCGUCCGAUCAUGGCUUCCUUCGUGCGGACACAAAAAGGCGGGAUAGCACUUCACUGUGAAGGCUACAAAUACAUUAAGCAGCGCAGGAACACCACCUAUACCACUUGGCGCUGCUGCAGGUACAAGGAAGGUGGCUGCCAGGCCACAGCACACACCAGAGAUACACCGGACAGUAUCACUGUGUCAGGCGAGCACAACCACUUCCCUGAUAAGGCACCUGUUAUGGAGGAUACCCUACGUGAACGCCUUCGGCAGAGGGCGCGCAACCAGCCUCAUAUUCCUGCUCCCGAGCUCUACACGCAGGAGAUCGUUGCCCUGGAUCAACAAGGGGUAGAUGCCGACGUGUUGGAAGCUCUGCCAUCCUUCGACACCAUGAAGGGAAUUAUGUAUAGGCAGCGGCGUCUUAACCACCGGUCGGCUCCUCGAACUGCAGCAGGAAUAGUGCUCACUGAGCACUAUGAAAGAACUGUGCAUGGCAAAAGGUUCGUCCUUUACAAGGAAAUGCUGAAUGGGGAGGUUGCCAUGUGCUUUGCAACGCAAAAGCAUAUAAAGUUGCUGUCACGUGCACAAGAAGUGUUUGUGGAGUGCACGUCCUUUGCGUGCCCAGCCCUCUUCACACAAGUGGUGACUUUCAGCAUUCAGGUGUCCAGCGCCCACGUGAUCGUGGCAUACUUCUUUCUAAAGGGCAGGUCAUACCAAACCUACCAAACUGCUUUUGCACUGUUUGUAGAGAUGGCACAGCAGAUGGGGUAUGAGUUCUCUUCACUUGUAUAUGUGCGCAGUGACUUUGAACAGGCGCUGAUACAGGCUCUUGAAGCUGUCUUCCAUCCUGCCCAACACCGUGGAUGCCAUUUCCACUUUGGGCAGUGUAUCUGGCGUCAGGUGCAGCAUCUGGGGCUCACGCAGCUUUACAGAGAGGACCGCCACUUCUGCUCCUUUAUUCGCAAUUGUGUGAGCCUCGCCUUCCUGCCAGCUGAACCUGAUGAAGGGGAAGUUCGAACAGCGUGGCAAAUGCUGAAAGAGAAGGUGCCACAGGUGGACUCGGUGCAACAGUUCUUAGUGUAUUUCGAGCAGACAUGGAUGGGCGGCACCUACCCCAUUCGUAGCUGGAACCAGUACGGAAACAGGGGGCCACGCACAAAUAACUUCCUUGACUCCUGCCACAGAAAAAUCAAGAAGGUACUCGGGAAGGCACACACGAACAUCUACACGUGCCUAGAAGCCCUCAAGAGGGAAGAAGCAAGACAGACAACGUCUCUUCGACAGGUGCUGGCAGGAUCCCAGAGGAGACAGCGGUUACGAAAAUGGCAACUUAAAGACCGUGCCAUCGCCGACCUGGAACGCCAGUAUGCGGAGAACGAGAUCCCAAUGACUCUCUUCCUGAAGGAGGCACAAAAGUUUUGUGGAAUCUGAAGGAAUCUCCUGGAACCUGACUGUACUUCCAAUUUCUCGUAACUGCACGUCGACAUUAAUGAGUAGAAGAAAGAGCUCUUUAAGAGUUGAACAUCCGUACAGCUAGCAGUAUUAUUGUGGUAUAGAAUAGUAGAGUUUUCAACAGUUGUUUCAGAAAUCUUUUUUCUAUCUCUCUUUCCGCUUCUGCUCAUAUACAUUUAUAUGUAUAUACAGGGUGUCCCAGAAAAUGUCUCAUUGAAUUACAAUAAAAAAAAACUAUACCAUCUGGAGUGAUGCGGUCAAUUGCAUUUGUUCUUAGGGGUUUUUUGCCACCUCCUGAUGUGAAUGUCGUGUAACGUAAGUUUAUGUAAAUCUUUGCGAAUCGAACUCAGAAAUUUGCCAAGUAAAGGUCACUUUUUUAC
Ornithodoros turicata is the source of this 3172-nucleotide messenger RNA. RefSeq lists its product as uncharacterized. NCBI's taxonomy places the organism in Eukaryota, Metazoa, Arthropoda, Arachnida, Ixodida, Argasidae. Bases 1038 to 2771 code for a protein of 577 amino acids. The record is from RefSeq and is a predicted model, not a curated record. The transcript is spliced from 6 exons.